CCGCCCCUGCCGCUCCAGCCGCACUCGCGGGCACUGCUGGUGGAUGGCCGAGGGGAGUCCCGAGACCGACACGCUGCGGGUCCCCGUCUGGACCCCGAGCCCCUCUGCAUGCGCCUCUGUGACCUGGGGGACACUCUUUGCUGAUGAUUACCGGGAGGGCGGCAGGGACAUAGGUACCACACUGGAAGCGAGCGGGCAAGCCACUUUUGCCCCUGGGAAAGCCUGAAGACGCUCGUCCCGGGACCCUAGACGGGUCUUCGUCCUGUCGACUCUUCUCAGCCCUCCUUGAUCCUGUCCGCGCCCUUUGCCUGGUGCAGCUCUCUUCACGUCGGCUCCCCGCCCCUCUAGGGAGCCUAGGUGUCACUGGGCUCCACCCCGUCCCUCCCGGGACCUCUCCCCCUCCACACCCUUCCCCCCACCCUGGAGGCCCGGCUGGACACGACCCAGAGCUGCCAUCGCCCGCUUCUGCCACUCAAUGGAGGACAGUCUGCUGGAGAUCAUGACCAAGGACGGCGGCGACAUGCCGGCUCCUCUGGAGGUGUCCACGGUGCCAGCCGUGGGGGACGUGAUCUCUGGGGAGUAUAACGGCGGUAUGAAGGAACUGAUGGAGCACCUGAAGGCCCAGCUGCAGGCCCUGUUUGAGGACGUGAGGGCCAUGCGAGGGGCACUGGACGAGCAGGCCUCGCACAUCCAGGUUCUGUCGGACGACGUGUGCGCCAACCAGCGGGCCAUAGUCUCCAUGUGCCAGAUUAUGACCACUGCGCCCCGCCAGGGAGGCUUGGGCGUGGCCGGCGGAAAGGGGAGCUUCCCCAGUGUUCCCCAUGAGCCAGAAACACCUUCGCCUGGGAUUGGGGACAGCGGCUUGCUGGGUCGAGAUCCUGAUGAAGAGGACGAGGAGGAAGAGGAGGAGAAAGAGACGGCUAGCCCCGCCACACCCACCAGUCACUGCGAGCGCUCUGAGAGCCCGGGUCUCCUUGGGGAGAAUGGGCCACUUGUGGAGCCCCUCGACCUGCCUGACAUUACCCUUCUGCAGCUGGAGGGCGAGGCCUCUCUGUGAGGGGGACCCCACCGGGGAAACAACUACCCGGGCUGGCUUUGGGUUUCCAAGUGCUUAACCCGAGGGGACUGAACAGUGCGGUGCAGAGUUCUUCUCUCCAAAACGUACGUGGUUCUUAUAGGUCAGGGAGAGAGACUCCCUCAAAGAAGGAUUUGUAGGGUGAAGGACUUUGGAAGCAUCGCGAAUUCCACCAACCAGGCAUCAUAACAAACUACAGAAAGGUGAGGAAAGGAAGUGCCCAUCUCUGGACUCCCAUCCAUUCCCUUACCUUGCCCUCCGCCUCUUCCUAGGAAACAGGAGGACCAUUGAAUUAUGUAAAUAAAAUUCUGCCUUUUCUAUUCUGAAAAA
Rattus norvegicus (Norway rat) is the source of this 1405-nucleotide messenger RNA. It is a transcript of the gene Ccdc184, whose product is annotated as coiled-coil domain containing 184. The record is from RefSeq and is marked provisional. The transcript has a single exon. The coding region runs from base 476 to 1057 and encodes 193 amino acids. NCBI's taxonomy places the organism in Eukaryota, Metazoa, Chordata, Mammalia, Rodentia, Muridae.